This is a messenger RNA of Scatophagus argus, 3502 nucleotides long. RefSeq names its product polycystic kidney disease 2-like 1 (gene pkd2l1). Gene Ontology annotation, biological process: potassium ion transmembrane transport; detection of mechanical stimulus. Gene Ontology annotation, cellular component: membrane. NCBI's taxonomy places the organism in Eukaryota, Metazoa, Chordata, Actinopteri, Scatophagidae. The transcript has 15 exons. Bases 124 to 2562 code for a protein of 812 amino acids. Gene Ontology annotation, molecular function: muscle alpha-actinin binding; calcium ion binding; calcium channel activity. The record is from RefSeq and is a predicted model, not a curated record.
AUGUCAUCCACUCUUUAUAAUCAUCUCUCCAGCAGGUGUUCCAAAUCUGCCGACACCCCUUGCGCUCUGUUCUCUCAUCUUGACACCAGCAGCCCUUACAGACAUACAUAGGUGUCCAACAACAUGAAGUGCCUGAACAACCGGGCAGACAGUCACCUAACUGGACAGGUGGAGUGUGAGUUGGACAGAAUAGCCAAUGGGGCCUGGGUGAAUCAGGGCUUCUGUGGCACCCCCCCACCUCUGCCCAGAGUCGUUAGCACCAUCUACAACCCCGAGCCCCUCUUCCAGGGCUCCACGGACAGCAUAUACAAACUGGAAAAUCUUGGACCAUUCCCAGAAGAACCACCGUCCCCUGACCAAAGCCUGGUGAAGAAACAAAGAGGCUGCUGCUCCUUUAUUAAAGGUUUAUGGGGUACAACAUUGACUGAAAACACCUCAGACAACAGAGAGCUGUUUGUCCGGACCACGCUGCGCGAGUUAGUGGUCUAUCUGGUGUUCCUGGUGGAUAUAUGCCUCUUGACAUAUGGUAUGACCAGCUCAAGCACCUACUACUACACUAAAGCCAUGACAGACCUGUUUGUGAAUACAGCCGAUGAAAGUGGGGUUAAGUUUCAGUCCAUUAGCACCGUGACUGACUUCUGGACUUAUGUCCAGGGCCCACUAAUAGAUGGCCUUUACUGGACUAAAUGGUACAACAACCAGUCCCUGGACAGUGGAGACCAGUCCUUCAUCUACUAUGAGAACAUGCUGCUGGGAGUCCCCAGAAUGAGGCAGAUCAAGAUUAUGAACAACUCCUGCAUGGUCCACAACGACUUCAAAAACGAGAUCACGGGAUGUUUCGACGUUUACAAUGAGAAGAAAGAGGAUGACCUCAGCUUUGGUCUCAUCAAUGGCACAGCCUGGACCUACCACACAGAGAAACAAAUCAAAGGUUCAUCUCACUGGGGCCUGUUGACCACAUACAGUGGAGCUGGAUACUAUCAAGACCUGAGUCGGACCAAAGAGGAGAGCGCUAUCAUACUGAAGGAACUGGCAGAUAACCUGUGGCUUGACCGAGGAACAAGAGCAACCUUCAUCGAUUUCUCAACUUAUAAUGCAAAUGUCAACAUGUUCUGUGUCAUCAGGUUGGUGGUUGAAUUCCCAGCGACCGGUGGAGCAAUCCCUUCCUACCAGAUAAGAACAGUCAAACUGAUUCGCUAUAUCACCAAUUGGGAUUUCUUCAUCCUUGGCUGUGAGGUGGUCUUCUGUUUAUUCAUCCUCUAUUAUGUUGUGGAGGAGAUUCUUGAACUGCGUAUACACAAAUUCUCCUACUUUAAAAGCAUCUGGAACAUACUGGAUAUUGUUGUCAUAUUGCUUGCCAUUGUUGCCAUUGUAUUCAAUAUUUUCCGAACUGUCAAAGUGGACAACUUGCUUGGCAAACUGCUGAAACAACCUGAUAUCUAUGCCGAUUUUGAAUUUCUGGCCUUCUGGCAAACCCAGUACAACAACAUGAACGCAGUGAACUUGUUCUUUGCGUGGAUAAAGGUUUUCAAGUACAUAAGUUUUAACAAGACCAUGACUCAGCUGUCCUCCACGCUGGGCCGAUGUGCUAAAGAUAUCUUGGGAUUUGCCAUCAUGUUCUUCAUCGUGUUCUUCGCAUAUGCUCAACUUGGAUAUUUGAUUUUUGGGACUGAGGUUGAAUCUUUCAGCACCUUCAGCAAGUGCAUUUUCACACAGUUCAGGAUUAUUCUGGGAGACUUUAAUUAUGAUGCCAUCGACCGCGCUAAUAGAAUUCUUGGGCCAAUCUACUUUGUCACCUAUGUGUUCUUUGUUUUCUUUGUCCUACUGAACAUGUUUCUGGCUAUCAUAAAUGAUACAUAUACUGAGGUUAAGGAAGAGCUCUCCUCCCAAAAAGAUGAGCUACAAAUUACAGACAUCAUCAAACAGAGCUAUAUGAAGACAUUUACAAAGCUAAAACUUAAAAAGGAGAAAAUAUCCGAUGUUCAGAAAGCACUGCGAUCUGGAUCCGGAGAGAUUGAAUUCAAGGACUUCAGAGAAACUCUGAAAGAGAUGGGACAUGCUGAUCAUGAAAUUUCUGCAGCCUUCUCACGGUUUGACCGUGAUGGGAACCAAAUCCUAGAUGAAGAAGAACAAGAGAGGAUGAAAGUCGAGUUGGAGGAAAAGAGGGAUGCUCUUAGUGCUGAAAUCAACAAUCUUGGAAUUAAUUACGGGAAAGAAUUACUGGAUAAGCCUCUUGUAACACCCAAUGAGCAGAAGAACCAGUCGAGUCAUUCCUUUGUGGAUCGGGAACAAUUCCUAAGACUGGCUAGACAAGUCCUCCUCCUCGAAAGCUCUCUAGAAGGCAUCACAUCCAGGAUUGAGUUGAUUAUGGAGAAACUGGGAUUACAAGACAAAGUCAAAAGGAGCGAAAUGGCAGGGAAACUCACUGUGACCGAUAAUAAUAGUGAUGAAACUGCCUCUGAUGGGAACGUCCUGGUUUGUGUGGACAGGGGGAUGAAGGCUGAGAUAUCAUCACGAAAAUCAUCGGCUCGUAACAGCUCCUCACACAACCGCCAUAUGUGAUCACCUCCGAGCAACACAAUCAUGGCUUAUCUGGAAGUCAGCUGACACAUGAGGAUGAACAGGUCACACAUCAACAAUAUUUUGUGCAUGCCAAUGUUCAGCAUCUGUCCAGUGAAAGGAUCAUUCAGGUGGAAAAUGACAAUUAGGCAGUCAGAUCAAUAAUAAACUACUGAAACUAUGACAUAGUAAACACUUUGCUUCAGCUGCUCUUAAAUACUCAUUUCAUGGCAAUAUGUAAAUACUGUAUAAACACAUUUUUGAAAUUCUUUGCUUACUAGGUGGCUGCACUAGGCCUAAUAUAAAAAACUUAAACUCAGAUAUAUACAAUAUAUUUAGUAGAUGAGGCCUGAAUGUAAAUCUAUAUAUUAUUAGUGGUGUGCAAUAUACAUUUAUUCAACAGUAGGGUAAAAAAAAAUAAAAAACUUGCAGUCAUUAAACGUUUAGGUUCGUGUUAUUGAAGCUGCUCAAACGUUAUCAGCCUCCUGACUCGUUUGCGCGGCUUAGUGAGAUAAAUCGUAACCAUGCACCUUCUCAGCUGCCGCAAGCUCACGGCAGAGCAAAUAUGUAAGGAAUGAGAGUGUCUACAGCCCUUAAUAAAAUACACUUGCAUGAAAUACACAAUAAUGUCAUGGGUGUGGGAUGUAUUAUUUCACUGCGCUGUCUGGGGGAAAAAAAAAAAAAUGUUUUUUCAAGUUUCACACUUCAUAAUAUUACUAAAAAGGGUAAGAAGGUUUUUGAGUAUGAAAGAUACAUGUUGUCUAGUGUAUUUAACAUUCAGAUGGCACAAUCUAAAGAACCUCGGUUUGAUGUUAAACAUGUCAAUUACUGCGUCUGUUACAGUUACUCAAAGACAACAUUUUACUGAAUUAAUGCUUUGCUGUCAGCAUUUCUAUAUAAAGCGCAAAUUAUCAGUGUGUAAUAAAUGUACUGAACAACCAGA